AUGCCCAGGGCGUUAAUGAUCUUUGGCAGCAAUGCCCGGGGCCUCCUGAUCAGCACCGUGGUGAAGGUGGUUGGGUCCUAUGGCCUGACCAGCAACGUGAUGCUGGCGCUCAUCAACGACGUCACCGCCGCGGAGGAUCGAGAAGAGGCGGUGGGAGCCUAUUUUGCCGCCAACAACUUCAUGAGCUUGGCGAUGACCGGCAUCCCUGUGAUGUUAGUGCUGGUGCUGAAGGUGGUUGAUAACAAUCCCGUCUUCUUCCUCAUCCUUCAG
Molecule: messenger RNA, 270 nt
Organism: Symbiodinium necroappetens
Lineage: Eukaryota; Dinophyceae; Suessiales; Symbiodiniaceae
Source: the annotation of a GenBank genome assembly